Messenger RNA from Paramecium pentaurelia, 993 nucleotides. The record is from the annotation of a GenBank genome assembly. Lineage: Eukaryota; Ciliophora; Oligohymenophorea; Peniculida; Parameciidae.
AUGCUUUAUUAAGAUUCUAGAAGAGUGAUUUAUCAAAAUUAUUAAGACCAAUUAAAAAUGAAUAGACCAAAAUCCUUUUCAAAUAAUGCAAUAUCAUUUAAUAUGCAAAACUAAUAACAGAAAUUUAAAACAGAUAUUGCUGUCAAUUAUCAAACAUCAAUUAGUGAGCUUAGGCCAGUUAGUUAGAAUUAAAGAAAUAAUUCUCUCAAUUAAGAAAGAGAAAAUAAUCCAAAAAUACUUAAUCAAAAAUAACAACCCUAUGAUUAUCAAAAUUUUCAUUCAAUAAAACACCCAAAUGAAAAAUUAAAGGAAAGAUAAAAAAAUACAAUUUAAGCUAAUAAUCAAAUAGUUUAAACAAAGUCUUAAGAAAAAUAAUCAAAAAUUACUAAUAAUUCCUAAACAAGAUAAAUAAAAUAAAAUGAUAAGGAUUUGUAAGAUAUAUUUAGAUUGAAUAAAACUGAGACCAUUAAACAUAAUAAAAAUGAUAAUAAUAAAAUUAAUACAUCUGAUGUAAGAUAGAGAAUGAAGAAUUACCCUUAAAAAUCAUCAAGUCCUCAAGUAAAAACACAUACUAGACCUAGAUCAUCUAUGGAUGAUAAAAGUGUGACAAUCAUGUCAUUAUAGUUAAAGGAUAUGAAAGAAAAUAUAUAAUCUAAGGAUAUAUAAAAGAUCUGUUAUGAUAUUGGUUAUCAUAUGGUAAAAUUUGAUAGAGAUUAUGAUAAAAUAAACAAUAAAUUUAAUGGUUAAGGAUAGUUAUAAAUAAGAGGGACUAGCAAUGAUAAUAAAUUUUAGAAUUUAUAAACAAAUUUAAAUAAAAAAGGAAUAAACUUAGGGGAUUAAAAUUUAAAUCUAAAAGAUAUUAUUUCAAAUAAAUAUUUACUAAAAAAAUAGGAGCACUCUUUAAUUGAGACUUAAGCAAAUUUAAAUUAAGAUGAAAAAUUGUUUAAUAAUUUUUUAAAAUUUUAGAAAAGGUAGAGAGGAUAAUUUAUUUGA